Suncus etruscus (white-toothed pygmy shrew) is the source of this 3042-nucleotide messenger RNA. It is a transcript of the gene ARHGAP4, whose product is annotated as Rho GTPase activating protein 4. Gene Ontology annotation, cellular component: cytoplasm. The transcript is spliced from 21 exons. The record is from RefSeq and is a predicted model, not a curated record. Gene Ontology annotation, biological process: signal transduction; negative regulation of cell migration. NCBI's taxonomy places the organism in Eukaryota, Metazoa, Chordata, Mammalia, Eulipotyphla, Soricidae. Gene Ontology annotation, molecular function: protein binding.
AUGGCCACGCACGGGAAGCUGCGUCGGGAGAGGGGCCCGCAGGCUGAGUAUGAGACGCAAAUCAAAGAGAUGCGCGGCCAGCUGAGUGAGCAGCUACGCUGCCUGGAGCUGCAGGGUGAAUUGCGGCGGGACCUGCUUCAGGAGCUGGCAGAGUUCAUGCGUCGCCGUGCAGACGUGGAGCUCGAGUACUCCAGGGGCCUGGAGCGCCUGGCCGAACGCUUUUCAGGCCGCAGCGCCCGCCUGGGCAGCAGCAAAGAACAACAGAUUUUCCGGAAGGAGCCAUCACUCCUGUCACCCUUGCACUGCUGGGCCGUGUUGCUGCAGCAGACACGACAACAGAGCCGUGAGAGCGCCGCCCUGAGCGAGGUGCUGGCCGGUUCCCUGGCCCAGCGCCUGAGUCAUAUUGCAGACGAUGUCAGCCGCCUAGUUCGGAAGAGUAAGGAUCUGGAGCAGCAACUACAGGAGGAGCUGCUGGAGGUGGUGUCGGAGCUGCAGACGGCCAAGAAGACGUACCACGCAUACCACACUGAAAGCCUGAGCGCCGAGGCCAAGCUCCGUGAAGCUGAGAGGCAGGAGGAGAAGCGGGCAGGCCGGACAGUGACUACUACCACCACAGAUGCAGGACCUGUCCGCAAGGGCUCUCUCAAGAAGUGUGGGCGGCUGGUGGAGAAGGUGAUGUGACCUGUGCCCCUGGUUCUCUGGGCUGUUUGCUGCUGUUGGCUUGAGGCAGCCCAGUUGGUGAAUCCAUGUACUUGUGUGGCUGAGCAGCGUCAAGCCAAGUUCUUAGAGUACAAGCUCAAGUGCACAAAGGCACGGAAUGAAUACCUGCUCAACCUGGCCAGUGUCAAUGCUGCCAUCAGCAACUACUACCUCCAUGAUGCCUUGGACCUCAUAGAUUGCUGUGACACAGGCUUCCACUUGGCCCUGGGCCAGGUGCUUCGGAGCUACACAGCUGCUGAGAGCCGCACCCAGUCCUCCCAGAUGGAGGGUCUGGGCAGCCUGGAUGAGGCCGUGGAUGCCCUGGAUCCACUGGGAGAUAAGGCCAAAGUGCUGGAGGUACACGCAAUGGCCUUCUGUCUGCCACCACGCUUUGACUACCACCCCCAUGAGGGAGAUGAGGUGGCUGAGAUCCAGGUGGACAUGGAACUACGGGAGGAGAUUCUUCCCAGAGCCCAGAAUAUCCAGAGCCGCCUGGACCGCCAGACUAUCGAGACGGAGGAGGUGAACAAGACCCUGAAGGCUACACGACAGGUCCUGCUGGAGGUGGUAGCCUUGGAUGACGGGGACACACUUGAUUCUGUGCAGGCUUGUCCCUCAACCGAGUCCCUUAAGUCCACCAGUUCAGACCCUGGUGCCCGGCAUGUUGGGCGGCGACGGGGCCAGCAGCAGGACACUGAGAUCUUCUUCCUGACGAAGCUGCAGCAGUACCUGAGUGGCCGGAGUGUCCUGGCAAAGCUACAGUCGAAGCACGAAAUGCUGCAGGAAGCCAUUCAGCGAGGUGACAAGGCAGAGCAGGAUGCCACUUGGCCAUACUAUACCCAGAAAAGGCUCCAGAAGGGUCGUCAGCCCCGCCCCACCUCCCAGUACAACCAGAAACUCUUUGGCGGAGACAUGGAGAAGUUCAUCCAGAGCUCCGGCCAGUCGGUGCCCCUGGUGGUGGAGAGCUGUAUUCGCUUCAUCAACCUCCAUGGCCUACAGCACGAGGGCAUCUUCCGGGUCUCAGGUGCCCAACCCCGGGUCUCCGAGCUGCGUGAAGCCUUCGAGAGAGGGGAGGACCCGCUGGUGGACAGCUGUACAGUGUCUGACCUGGACUCAGUGGCUGGGACGCUGAAGCUCUACUUCCGGAGCCUGGAGCCUUCGCUCUUUUCCCCAGAGCUCUUCAUGGAGCUGCUGGCAUGUGCUGAACUAGAGGCUUCUGCGGAGCGUGUGGAGCAGGUGUGCCAUCUACUGGGCCGGCUGCCCGGGCCCGUGCAGGUGGUGCUGCGUUACCUCUUCACCUUCCUUAACCACCUGGCCCAGUACAGCGAUGAGAACAUGAUGGACCCCUACAACCUGGCUGUGUGCUUUGGGCCCACACUGCUGCCAGUGCCUGCUGGCCAGGACCCCGUGGCCUUACAGGGACGAGUCAACCAGCUGGUACAGACCCUCAUCCUGCAGCCAUCACGGGUCUUCCCCGACCCCAGCCUGCUGCCAGGUCCCAUCUAUGAGAAGUGCAUGGCGCCCCCUGCCAGCUGCCUGGGGGACACUGUGCUGGAGGGCCUGGCGGGAGAAAAUGAGCUGGAGUUGGAAGGUGGUGCUACAGCCCAGGAGAAUGAUAUGGAGGGCAUCGUGGAGGCAGUGGCCUGCUUUGCCUACACAGGCCGCACGGCCCAGGAGCUGUCAUUUCAGCGUGGGGAUGUGCUCCGGCUGCACCAGCGUGCCUCAGAUGACUGGUGGCGAGGCGAACAUGAGGGCACCUGGGGUCUGAUUCCACACAAGUACAUCACAUUGGCUGCUGGGUGUGUGAUCUCUCAGCUGCCUUCACCCCCACAUGCCUGUGCCCAAUCCUUGGAGAAACGACCUUCACUAGAAAUACCUGUCUCCCUCCCCAGGGCUGACAAGCAAGCAGUUGGGCUGCAGGCGAUGGGGGAGCCACUGGCCAGUCCCGAGGGGCCCCUGGCCAUGGACUCCAUCCCUCGGCACAAACAGCAGACUUUGACGUCCCCUUCUGCCGAGCGACACAUGGAGCUAGACAAGGCCAUUGCCCAGACCAUGGGCUCUGUGUUUAAGGAGCUCCUGGACAAGACUGUCCGCCAGGGCCUGGGACCUAGUGAUGGCCCCAGUGCUGGAACCCGCAGCCCGAAAGUUCCUGCCUGUCACCGGCACACCAAGAGCUUAGGCUUCUUGCGGAGCCCUGGGGCACCGGCCUUGCCCUCCGAAUCACAUCCUCAGGGCUUGGACCCCAUGCUCAAGCCACACUGAGCCCCCCCUGCUGCUUCCUCCCCCCACAUCCCUUUUGCUGGCCAUCCAUGUGGAGCCAUUCAUAAAGACCCAUGACUUGAA